Halichondria panicea is the source of this 1755-nucleotide messenger RNA. RefSeq names its product transcription factor Sox-14-like. Gene Ontology annotation, biological process: regulation of DNA-templated transcription; cell differentiation; anatomical structure morphogenesis. NCBI's taxonomy places the organism in Eukaryota, Metazoa, Porifera, Demospongiae, Suberitida, Halichondriidae. The record is from RefSeq and is a predicted model, not a curated record. Gene Ontology annotation, molecular function: RNA polymerase II cis-regulatory region sequence-specific DNA binding; DNA-binding transcription factor activity, RNA polymerase II-specific. The transcript has 2 exons. Bases 225 to 1484 code for a protein of 419 amino acids.
AUUUACUAAAAUGAUUUUAUAUAAAGGCCUAAUGUAAUUAUGUGUGUCCAUUGUUCUAGCUCAGAUAAAAUUUUGCUACAAAGCAGCUUGCAGUUAGUUUCUCAGCAAAUAGAAAAAAACUCAAGUGUUGGAUUGACAGUGCAAUUGCAGUGAAUCCAGAAACUUUCAACAAAUAUCUGCUGACUCUCUCCCUGGCUCUGGCUCACUCAACAGAGAAAGCUGCAAUGACUAUAAUGUCCCGAUCUCCAGAUCACGUCAAAAGACCCAUGAAUGCUUUCAUGGUAUGGUCCAAGCAACGCAGAAAAGAACUUGCUCAAGAGAAUCCUCGUAUGCACAACUCAGAGCUCAGUAAGCAGCUAGGCUCAGAAUGGAAGGCCCUCAGUGAUGCAGCCAAAAGACCCUUCAUUGAUGAAGCAAAGAGGAUCAGAGAGCAACAUUUGAUAGACCAUCCUGGCUAUAGAUACAGACCAAGAAGAAAGCCGAAGAAUAUGUUUAAGAAGGUCACUGCAGCAGCCUAUGGCUCUAUGCCGAACAUUUCAAUGGGUUCUGGGCCUGCGAACAGUGCACAGUAUGCUGGCCAGCCUCUGCAAAUCGUAACUCUCCAACAACCACCACAACAACAAAGCCACACUCAGAUGGUCAAUACGCAGAUGGUCAACGCUCAGAUGGUCAACACGCUCUCUAGUCCAACAGCUUUCACUCCCGUUAGUAUCCCGAGCACGGGAGCACCAACUUACGUAUCGGGUGCUGGAGGUAUUAGCUAUGUAUUACCUAAGGGACAUAACUAUGUAUUACCCAAGGGACUCCUUGCCCCUCAGAAUUACUCCGGCCCAACAACGUUCCUGCAACCUGCAAUUUAUUGCUCUCCUCAAUUCGCAACGUUCAACCCACAAAUGCUCUCAGCAGGUAUUCCCGGUACGACCAUUCAGAUAAUGACGAGUGCAGGCUCUGAUGUCACACACACAGCUCAAAGCUCUGACGGCCAUUCUGUCCAUAGCAAUGUCAGCUCUCCAGGAUCUGCACGACCAAUGUUCCAGACUGAUCCACCAUUUGGACUGCUGAAGCCAGGAACAGAUUCCUCAAGUUCGUCAGGGAUAAGCUCUCUCUCGGGCGCCAGCUCUCCUCUACCGACUGCAGACAGCAUUAAGAGUCAGUCUAAUCCACAGAUCUCUCCUUCCAAGCAAGCAGCUGCUCCUCCGCCCCUCUACUCGCCAACAAUGGGCUACAUUUUGCAAAACCCUGGCAACCAAGCUCCCCUACGCUCGGCUAUCAGCAUGCCUGAUCUUCACAACGGAAGUACGAUUGGAAGACACCCGGCAAUGUGCACCUGCAUGCAGUGUUCAAUGAUGAAGCAGCAACACCACGUACAACAAAUACAGAUGUCUGGACAUUCAGGAGAAAUGAAACCAGCUACUUACAUUUUACUUCAACACCCACCCUCAUCAGGCAUAACUCAUAACGUUGUAUCCCCAGUCACCAGUUAAACCUCUCAUGAUGUGUUAACCUUAAUUUCUUUUGAACAUUUCAGCGUUCAUCAUUCACCACAUGCGCAAUAUUGACCUAAAGCUGCCAUAUACCCCAUACAAACACAAGCUGAACUAGCAUCUCCAUUACUGUGCAAUUGACUGACUAAUUUUGUGAACAGGUAUAGACUAAUUUUGACGUUUUUUGAUUUACUGACAUACUGUUUAUCUGAUUCUUGUUGUGCUCUCACAUAAAGUAAUUUUUACCAAAUAUUAAGUUCACUGAAACUGA